AAUCGACUAAAUCUCAACCUUUUAUUCCUUCAUACUUAAAAAAUACACCUAUUGAUUUACAUAAUAAAACAUCAAAAAAUGUAAUACAACUUCCUACAAAAUGGAAUAAAUUAGACGCGGGUAGCGAUAUAAAAGUAAGAGAAAAUGAAUUAUGUGCUGAAGCUAUUGCAGCAGCCAUUAGAACGGAUAAUCCAAUUCCAGUUAAAGCAGGAAUUUAUUAUUUCGAAAUUGAUAUUAUAUUUGGUGGAAAGGAUAAUAUUGUAGGAAUUGGAAUUGGGACAAAGAAAUAUGGUUUAACUUUAAUGCCAGGAUGGGAUUGGCAUUCAUUUGGUUAUCACAGUGAUGAUGGCCGUACAUUUUUUAAUGGUCAUCGAUGGGAACGAGAUCCAUAUGGUCCGUUAUAUUCAACCGGAGAUAUAAUUGGGUGUUGUGUAGAUUUUUUCUCAAAAACCGUCUUUUACACAAAAAAUGGUAUAAAUUUAGGAAAUAUUCAAGUCAUACAUGGUGACAUUUAUCCAGUUAUUGGAAUGAAAAAUCAACCAGUAUGUAUUGAAGCUAAUUUUGGUACAAAACCAUUUAAAUUUGAUAUUGAAAAUUACACAAAGAUACGAUUCAAAGAAAUAGGAGAUUCAUCUCCAUACAUUAAUUUUGAUGAAUAUGAAAGUUCAUUUGUUAACAAUUUUUUGAUGAAUAUAGAGAAUUUAGAUGAUAAUCUUGUUAACAAUUUAUUUAGUGGAGAUAUAGAAAAUUUAGAUGAAAAUAAUGGUGAGAAUGAAUAUCAAGAAAUGAAAAUUUGUGAUUAUUAA
Molecule: messenger RNA, 806 nt
Organism: Diversispora eburnea
Lineage: Eukaryota; Fungi; Glomeromycota; Glomeromycetes; Diversisporales; Diversisporaceae
Source: the annotation of a GenBank genome assembly